GCUCGACUUUCAAAGAGGAAGGAAUUUAGCGUCGAGUCAUGUCGACGGGAGAUAAAUUUCAAACAGAUGCUGCAUCGCGUCAAAAUUUCAAAGUUUCAUACUGCGAUCGUCCAUCGUUUUUUCGCGCCAACUGUUAACAAGGUUCGGAAAACGGAGUAAUAAUCGAUUUUUUGAAUAAAAGUUUUCGAAUAUUUGUGAGACAAAAUUAUCCGCCCACGCAGUCUGUGAUAAAUAAAAUUUUCACGAUUUUAAAAUACAAUUAUGUCAUUCAAAUGAUAAUCGGUGUCUCGUUUUCGCAGUCUUGAAGAAAAUCGUUUUAAGGCGCGUACAAGCGAACGGUGAUUUCAAAUCGCAAUUGCAACCCUUGUUCAAACUUCAACGAUUGCAAAACAAUAUUUGAAAGAAAUCAAUAAAAUAAACCACUGUGUGUUUCUGGAUACCAGCUGUGAUCGUAAUAACAGUGUUUGUUUGUAAUUCUUCUUCUACUUUUUCUAAAAAAACACCACAAGAAACUUGAAAGCACGUCAGUGAUAAAAAAAAAUUCAUCGAUACCGAAAUUUUGAAAAACGUCAAUCGACGUGAGAAAUUAAUAAGUGAACGAAUUGCAAGUUGUUUUUCUCUCAUCUUUGAACGUCGGAGGAUUGUUUAAAUAAAAACCCUACAGUGGCGCAGGCAGGGAUAUAUUUUUUAAAGUGGAGGCGAAAGUUCAUCGAAAGAUGAAAAUCCCCGGGCCAAGGUGGCCGUCAGUUUCCACCUUGAUAUUAGCGACCGCAGGAUGUUUAUUCGCUUUUUUCGCCACAAACGUGGUCAACGGAGCUCCGACAACGCAUUCGCACGGUGCAUCAUCAACAACCGCUCCAGCUCCUCCCGCUGACCAAUGCGACUGGGUCGGAAGCGGAGGGGGUGGUCGAGGAGUGCGUCCAGUUUAUCUGCGUUGUUCGAGGGGUGCCGUGUCCUGGCGUUAUCCCCGAGGUGCGUUACGCGUGGUUUUAUCAGGAUCGGGAGGUCGUAGUUUUCGCGGUUGCGUGAAAGUUUCCGGUCCGGCCCGAGUUUACCUGGAAGCCAAGGGAACAUUGAGACCAGUUUACGCGCCGGGUGACGGUAAACACGAAUCUCUGCACCGCUGUUUUCAUUCGCGAGGUCCGAUCGCGGCACUCUACGUCGAGGCCGACGAACCAACGACCGGAAGAAGUAGGGUAAAGCUACAGUACGACCUUGAAUUUUCUCACCUAAUCGACGACGAGGGUGAAUGCAGACCGUGUUCCAAAGAAGAACUGGCGAAAGCCUACUGCCAGAGCGAUCUCGUGGCCAGGGGGAUGGUCAGGGCGGUGGAGAGACGUCCGGAUCUCGACGCUGCGGAGCUCAUCCUCCGGGUCACAAAGAUGUUGCGACGGGUCGACGAAGCCGACGACAACGAAGUUGACUCCAGUGAAGUUCGCCGCAAGGAGGUCAGAAUCCGAGUCCCCAGUUCGUGUGACGCGCGGCAUGGGCAUGGAGAAUUUGUGAUAAUGGCAAAAAAGAGGCUGGGAGAUCUUACCCUCGUCUGUGCUCCGAGACUGGAAACUUGGGCCGAGGCGGUGAGAGAACUGCAGACAGCCCCUUGUGUCUUGAAGAGCUAAUCCAGCUGAUCGCUGAAACGUUCGGAAAAUCAAUUUCAAAAUAAAUAUAUAUACAUAUUUAUAGAUAACAUUGAAUAAAAUAGAAAAAAAAAAAAAA
This is a messenger RNA of Athalia rosae (coleseed sawfly), 1716 nucleotides long. RefSeq names its product meteorin-like protein (gene Metrn). Gene Ontology annotation, molecular function: hormone activity. The record is from RefSeq and is a predicted model, not a curated record. Bases 717 to 1619 code for a protein of 300 amino acids. The transcript has 3 exons. NCBI's taxonomy places the organism in Eukaryota, Metazoa, Arthropoda, Insecta, Hymenoptera, Athaliidae.